AUGGACUCGGACAGCUCACCCGAGGAGCGAGAGGAGGCAUGGCCACAGCAGCAUAGGGGCACCGGCGUGAACAAAGAGCAGAGGCGAGAAUCGCCAGAAAGCUCCGGCUCGCCACCUAGCUUCCACUAUCCCAGCAGCUCAAGCGACGAGGAUGCUGCUCCCUUCGUCCCCGAGGAGCCGGUCUCUGAUGGCAGCGUCUACGAGCCCUCGGACAAGUCGUCAGAAGGCCAGCCAGAAGCCGAACCAGAUGAAUUUGCUCCGCCGGACGCCGAAGACGAUCUGCUUCUCCGUCUCUCCCCCCGCAAGCGCCUCGCCUCAGAUAGCCUCCCCCGGCACCCUCCACCCCUCAAGCGGCAGAGAGGCGCCUUCAACCGCGCCUACCUCGCCCUGCUGAACAGCGACAUCGAAGACGCCGCAAACCACUACGUCGCCGCUCCUUCUUCUACUUCUGCUUCUGCCGCGCCUGGGCCACCCACGGCGGCGGCUCUCGCCGCCACUCCCGUCAGCGACCUGCCGCCCUCGCAGCUCGGCCUCGCCUACUGGACCGCCGCCGAGAAGGAGACCUUCUUCGAGGCCCUCGCGCGCCUGGGCCGCGACGACAGCCCCGGCAUCGCGCGCCGCGUGCGCACAAAGGGCGAGCUCGAGGUCCGGCAGUACCUGGCGCUCCUCAACGGCGCGGUCGCGGCCCGCCGCGCGGCCGGCGAGCUCGACCGCCUCGUCAUGGCCGACCUGCCCGCCGCCGCCGAGCUCAGCGCCGAGUGCUGCCGCGCGCUCGACGAGGCCGCCGACGCCCUGGCCCUGCGGCAGGAGGCCUACGAGGAAGGCCUGGAGCGGCAGAAGUGGGUCGGCCGGGGCGCCGACUGGCUCGUCACGCCCGCCAACUGCCGCGACUUCGACGACCGAGGCGCCUUUUCGACUACCAGGCAGGGGAGCGGCGGGGGAGGGGCCGGCCUGCGGUCGGCCGAAUUGUUUCGCGUGGAGAGCUGGCUGGCUCUGUCGGAUCGCAUUUUCAUGAAUGCCAACUACGACGAAGGGAACUGGCAGAGCGUCGCGGGCGAGCCGCCCUCGAUCCGGACCACGGCGCUCGAGGACUUUUACACGCUCGCCCUGUCCGUCACCAGGCGUCUCAUGUCGGCGGCCAUAUACAUCAGCAUGGCGCGCAUACGGUCUAAGAAAUCCGCUAUGCCGUGGACCCGCGAUCUCGUGCGCAAGAAGGACGUCGAGGCGGCGGCGCUCUCUCUGGGGCUCAAGACAGACUCUAAGGAGUUCUGGGCUGGGUGCGCCCGGCGUCUCAGGCUCGACGUCUACGAUGACGCAGCACCCACGCCCGACGACGAGGAUGCGCGGGCCCCGGAGCCAAUGUCGUACGCACAAGUCGAAAAAGCCCUCACAACAGUCGACCAACCGACCGAGACUCCCCAAUCCAAGGAAGAUGACAUCGACAAAGAAUCGUCGGACGCAGACCUGGACUCUCUCGGCUCUUCCCUCGAUCUCGAGACCCUCAUCAAGGAGGAAUCGAGGGCCACCGAUACCGAAGGCGAGCACAGCGCGGCCGGCGAAGACCCGGUGGACAUAAGCAUCCGUCUAGAAGCGCAGGAGGUGACCGAGUUCUCGGCCCUCGGCUACCCAGACACCCACAAGGCCCGCCGCGCCCUGGAGUCCCGCAUCAUCGCCGAGCGAGAGCAAGAAGACUACGCCGACACCCUGGACCGCCACUUGAGCCAUGGCGAGGAGAAACGCCUCUGGUCUCUCCUCGGCCGUCAGCCGGCACAUUUGCCGGCAAAAGUAGAAGAUCUGACUCGGCCCGUGUCGAGAGCAGCAGUUGAUGACAUACAUCCUGCAGGGGCAGGCUGGAGGCAGCAUUUAGAAUAUAUCAGUGAAUGGGAAGGCAUGCUUGAUGGGCCAAAACAGCGAGACAGGCGUUGGAGUUAA
Thyridium curvatum is the source of this 1932-nucleotide messenger RNA. RefSeq lists its product as uncharacterized. The coding region runs from base 1 to 1932 and encodes 643 amino acids. The transcript has a single exon. Gene Ontology annotation, biological process: nucleolar large rRNA transcription by RNA polymerase I; transcription initiation at RNA polymerase I promoter. NCBI's taxonomy places the organism in Eukaryota, Fungi, Ascomycota, Sordariomycetes, Thyridiales, Thyridiaceae. Gene Ontology annotation, cellular component: RNA polymerase I upstream activating factor complex. The record is from RefSeq and is a predicted model, not a curated record. Gene Ontology annotation, molecular function: rDNA binding; RNA polymerase I general transcription initiation factor activity.